AUGCUUUUGAACACAUCCUCGCGCAUGCUUCGCCGCUCGAAUCCAAAAUGGCUAGAGCGUUUCUCCUCACCCACACUUUCGGUAACUCGAAACCUGCGCACAUCUUCACAAGAUGGCUCUACUACGCCCGUGCCAUUCCAAAGCCAGAAAACCGGAAAAGCCGGGUACCUUGUGGCAAAAGCGGACGAGGUGAUUAACUGGGCAAGACAAGGAUCACUAUGGCCUUUAUCAUUCGCCACAGCCUGCUGUGGAGUUGAGAUGAUGCAUACUUCAAUGCCACGUUACGACCAGGACCGACUGGGCAUUAUUUUCCGUGCCUCGCCACGGCAGUCCGAUGUGAUGAUUGUGGCCGGUACGGUGGUUAACAAGAUGGCUCCGGCGUUGAGGCUGCUAUAUGAUCAGAUGCCCGAACCUAAGUGGGUGAUUAGCAUGGGCAGUUGUGCCAACGGUGGAGGAUAUUACCACUACAGCUACAACGUUGUACGGGGUGUGGACCGCCUUGUGCCUGUUGACGUCUAUGUGCCUGGAUGUCCACCAACGGCAGAGGCCCUUCUGUAUAGUAUUUUCCUUCUUCAGAAGAAGAUGCGGAGGACGAAGGUAACGAGGAUGUGGUAUCGGCGUUGA
Molecule: messenger RNA, 624 nt
Organism: Penicillium canescens
Lineage: Eukaryota; Fungi; Ascomycota; Eurotiomycetes; Eurotiales; Aspergillaceae
Product: NuoB/complex I 20 kDa subunit family protein
Exons: 2
Coding region: 1-624 (207 amino acids)
Biological process (GO): electron transport coupled proton transport; mitochondrial respiratory chain complex I assembly; aerobic respiration
Molecular function (GO): 4 iron, 4 sulfur cluster binding; NADH dehydrogenase (ubiquinone) activity; quinone binding
Source: RefSeq, a predicted model, not a curated record